Molecule: messenger RNA, 979 nt
Organism: Camelus dromedarius (Arabian camel)
Lineage: Eukaryota; Metazoa; Chordata; Mammalia; Artiodactyla; Camelidae
Gene: ETHE1
Product: ETHE1 persulfide dioxygenase
Exons: 7
Coding region: 72-836 (254 amino acids)
Biological process (GO): glutathione metabolic process; hydrogen sulfide metabolic process
Cellular component (GO): mitochondrion
Molecular function (GO): sulfur dioxygenase activity
Source: RefSeq, a predicted model, not a curated record
GGAUCAGCCCUGGUGCACAGGCUUCCGCAGGCUUUCCGCCUCGGCUCAGUCCCUAUCCGGCCGCUGGCGCGAUGGCGGGGUCCGCACUGAGGGUCGCCGGACGGCAGCUCAGCCAACAGAGUGGGUCUGGAGCCCCCAUCCUCCUACGGCAGAUGUUUGAGCCCAAGAGCUGCACCUACACUUACCUCCUGGGUGACAGAGAGUCCCGAGAAGCUGUUCUGAUCGACCCAGUCCUGGAGACAGCGCAUCGGGAUGCCCAGUUGAUCAAGGAGCUGGGGCUGCGGCUGCUGUAUGCUGUGAAUACCCACUGCCAUGCCGACCACGUUACGGGCACGGGGCUGCUCCGGACCCUACUCCCCGGCUGCCAGUCUAUGAUCUCCCGCCUUAGUGGGGCCCAGGCUGACUUGCACAUUGAGGAUGGAGACUCCAUCCCCUUCGGGCGCUUUGCCUUGGAGACCCGGGCCAGCCCUGGCCACACCCCAGGCUGUGUCACCUUCGUCUUGAAUGACCACAGCAUGGCCUUCACUGGAGACGCCCUGCUUAUCCGAGGGUGUGGGCGGACUGACUUCCAGCAAGGCUGUGCUAAGACCUUGUACCACUCAGUUCAUGAAAAGAUCUUCACACUUCCAGGAGACUGUCUGAUCUACCCUGCUCAUGAUUACCAUGGACUCACUGUGUCUACAGUGGAGGAGGAGCGGACUCUGAACCCUCGGCUCACUCUCAGCUGUGAGGAGUUUGUCAAGGUCAUGGAUGAACUGAAAUUGCCCAAACCUCAGCAGAUAGACUUUGCAGUUCCAGCUAACAUGCGCUGUGGGGUCCAGACACCCCCUUCCUGACCUCGACUCUCAGGUUCUUAUAUCCGUUAAGAAUGUACUAGGUGGGGUGAAGGGAGAGGUACCAUCACUGGAGCCUCUCUCUUCUUCCCCUCCCUCACCAGCCUCUCUAACUUCUUAAAUAAAAAUCUUUUUUUUUCCUCUGA